AUGGCCAGCAGCAGAUCAGUAAUAAUAAUCCAUCAAAUUAUAUUAUCCGGUUGUUCGUGGAUGGCGCCACCGCCGGCGGGAGCGGGACUGGUCGUCGUGUCGCUGCUGCUGGCCGCCGUCGCGUCGUCGGCCGGCGCCGCCAAGCUUAAGGCCCUGACGCCGGGCGGGCGCGUGGUGCACCACAACCAUGGCAAGUUCACGUGCGGCCCCUGGAAGGCGGCGCACGCGACCUUCUACGGCGGGCGCGACGGGUCCGGCACGACGGCGGGCGCGUGCGGGUACAAGGACACCCGGGCGGAGGGGUACGGCGUGCAGACGGUGGCCGUGAGCCCGGUGCUGUUCGGCGACGGCGCGGCGUGCGGCGGCUGCUACGAGGUGCGGUGCGUGGACAGCCCCGACGGGUGCAAGGCCGGCGCGGUGGUGGUGACGGCGACGAACCUGUGCCCGCCCAACUACCAGCAGUCGAGCGACAGCGGCGGGUGGUGCAACCCGCCGCGGGAGCACUUUGACCUGAGCAUGCCGGCGUUCCUGCAGAUCGCGCAGGAGAAGGCCGGCAUCGUGCCGGUGUCGUACCGGCGGGUGGCGUGCGCGAAGCAGGGCGGCAUCCGGUACACCGUCACCGGGAACAGGUACUUCAACAUGGUGACGGUGACCAACGUGGGCGGCGCCGGCGACCUGGCGGCGGUGUCGGUGAAGGGGAGCAAGCGCGUCGGGUGGACGGAGCUGAAGCGCAACUGGGGGCAGGUGUGGCAGACCGGGGAGGACCUCACCGGCGAGUCGCUGACGUUCCGGGUGAUGACCAGCGACCACCGCAAGGCCACCUCCUGGCACGUCCUCCCCACGGGCUGGCAAUUCGGCGUCACCUACCAGGCCGACAAGAACUUCUAGCUAGCUACCUACUCGUCGUCGUCGUCGUCGUCGUCAUUCCAUUAUGCAUUCCAUGCCUGAUCCACAGCCGCCAUUGCAGAUCGAUCACGAGCAUCUGCUAUAUGUAUAUCUCUGAUCCGCCUGUGUACUGAUCGACAUGCAUAGGCAAGGAUUUUUUUUUUUUGAGAUUACA
Messenger RNA from Panicum virgatum (switchgrass), 1060 nucleotides. Its product is annotated as expansin-A32-like. Lineage: Eukaryota; Viridiplantae; Streptophyta; Magnoliopsida; Poales; Poaceae. Gene Ontology annotation, cellular component: extracellular region. The record is from RefSeq and is a predicted model, not a curated record. Bases 1 to 888 code for a protein of 295 amino acids. Gene Ontology annotation, biological process: plant-type cell wall organization. The transcript is spliced from 2 exons.